Molecule: messenger RNA, 1089 nt
Organism: Cyphellophora attinorum
Lineage: Eukaryota; Fungi; Ascomycota; Eurotiomycetes; Chaetothyriales; Cyphellophoraceae
Product: Quinone oxido-like protein 2
Exons: 2
Coding region: 1-1089 (362 amino acids)
Cellular component (GO): mitochondrion
Molecular function (GO): zinc ion binding; oxidoreductase activity
Source: RefSeq, a predicted model, not a curated record
AUGAAGGGCAUCCAAGUCUCCGCCUACGUCUCAGGCCCGUCCGAGCUCCAGGUCGUUGAGCUGCCCACGCCCAAGCCCUGCUCAGACAAAUAUCUUAUAAAGGUACAUGCCGCUGGGACGAACUUCUUCGAUCUGCUCCAGAUCCAAGGCAAAUACCAACAUCAACCGCCCUUACCAUGGAUCGCCGGCAUGGAGUUUGCGGGAGUUGUGCUCGCCACACCCACUGACAAGAAAGCAACGGGCAGCACUGUGGCGUCAGAUCUGUCAGGGAGCAUCAGCACACAGACCUCACAUCGGUUCAAGGUUGGCGACCGAGUAUUUGGCGCCAUGCACGGCGCAUACAGUACACAUAUCCUGGCACCUGAGGCUACACUGUUUCCCAUACCGGCUGGCUGGACUUUCGCCGAUGCUUGUGGCAUUUACGUGACUUGCCCAACGAGCUACGGUGCUUUAGUCACUCGGGCAAACCUGCAACCUGGCGAAUGGUGUUUGGUGCAUGCCGGAGCCGGUGGUGUCGGUCUGGCCGCCGUGCAAAUUGCGAAAGCCCUAGGUGCUACAGUCAUUGCAACGGCUGGAAGUGAAAGAAAGCGACAGGUCUGCCUGGAGUAUGGCGCGGACUACGUGAUUGACUACCGGGACAAGGCCUGGCCCCAGAAGGUGAUCGAACUGGCAAAGAAGCACAGAACGGGCAAUGGACAGGCUGGUGUCGAUGUUGUUUAUGAUCCUGUUGGCAUGAUCGACCCCUCGAUAAAAUGCAUUACCUGGAAUGGUCGAUUACUGGUCGUCGGAUUCACGUCCGGAACCAUCGAAAAGCUAGCGUUGAACAGAGUGCUCUUGAAGAACAUCUCGAUCGUCGGAAUACAUUGGGGCAUGUACGCCACAAAGGAACCAGAAACGCCGCCAAAGGUCUGGCAGGGUAUCUUCGACCUGAUCAAAGCUGGGAAAUUUAGGCCGAUCACCUACACCGACAGGAAAUACAAAGGGCUUGAGAGCACUCCAGCAGCCUUGGUAGACUUGGGCAGCAGAGCGACAUGGGGCAAGGUGACUGUGGAGAUCAGUGACGAGCAAGAGGCGCGGAGUAAGCUAUGA